AUGACGCCCGAGCUGGCGGGGGCCGAGCACGUGCGGUACGAGAGCACCGGCCCGGCGCUGUGCACCGUGGUCUUCCUGCUCGUCUACUUCUUCGGCAUGGCCAGCUCCAUCUGGUGGGUCAUCCUCUCCCUCACCUGGUUCCUGGCCGCCGGCAUGAAGUGGGGCAACGAGGCCAUCGCCGGCUACGCGCAGUACUUCCACCUGGCCGCCUGGCUGCUGCCCAGCGUCAAGUCCAUCGCCGUGCUGGCCCUCAGCUCCGUGGACGGGGACCCCGUGGCCGGCAUCUGCUAUGUGGGCAACCAGAGCCUGGAGAACCUGCGGGGCUUCGUGCUGGCGCCGCUGCUCAUCUACUUGGCCAUCGGCUCCAUGUUCCUGCUCGCCGGCUUCGUCUCGCUCUUCCGCAUCCGCAGCGUCAUCAAGCAGCAGGGCGGCCCCACCAAGACCCACAAGCUGGAGAAGCUGAUGAUACGCCUGGGGCUCUUCACCGUGCUCUACACCGUGCCGGCCGCCAGCGUGGUCGCCUGCCUCUUCUACGAGCAGCACAACCGGCCCCGCUGGGAGGCCACGCACAACUGCCCCUGCCUGCGCGACCAGCAGCCCGAUCAGGCCCGCCGCCCCGACUACGCCGUCUUCAUGCUCAAGUACUUCAUGUGCCUGGUGGUGGGCAUCACCUCCGGUGUCUGGGUCUGGUCCGGCAAGACCCUUGAGUCCUGGAGGGCCCUCUGCACCCGCUGCUGCUGGGCCAGCAAAGGUGCCGCCGUGGCUGGGGGCACGGGGGCGGGAGCAGGCGGGCAGGCGGCGAUCGCCGCGGCGGGAGGACUUGGCGCCGGAGGCGGUGGCUCCCUCUACAGCGAUGUCAGCACCGGCCUGACGUGGAGAUCGGGCACCGCCAGCUCCGUCUCCUACCCCAAGCAGAUGCCCCUCUCUCAAGUGUGAGGAGGGGGAAAGAGGCCAAAGGUUAGGGAAGGAGGGACACCGGCCUGCCUAAAAUGCCCCCUCACUGUUUGGUGCCAUUAAUGAACCCCUAAUGGUCCUUAUUAGCCACAGCUUGUAUAGAACAAUGCAGCUGGCAGAGGCCCCAGGCUCCAGCCCCCUCCUCCUUCCCCUCCAUUCAUAUGCAGGGAGCAUGUACUUCAAGGAGCCAGCUUAUUAUUUUGCUGGCAGAGGAGGGUAGAGGCUCACCCGUGUCUUGCAGAGGGCAAGGCGCAGCGGCUUCUGAUUCACUCUGGACUAAUAGCAGCUCUCCCGCUCGUGGGAGGGAGGGUCUUCCUCCCCCCCCCCUCCCCGUCCUGCGGUGGGAGUGUGCUAGGACUGCAGGUUUUUGGGAUCUUGAUGACCAGGCAAAUGCCUUACAAUACAGACUGAAUCAAAACAUGUCUUAAUUAUACACCCCAGCUAAAUACGGGUUUCCUACAUUAAAGGAUGUAUUUAUAUAAUUAUUUGUUACCUUGUACAGAUGUGUAAAAUAUGUAUAUAUCCAAAGCUAUACAGUCUGUAAAUUUUUUUUGUAAAAAAGUUUAGAGGCUACCCCUGUAAGAACAAAUAUGAGUAUUCUAUUUUGUCAAUAAAAUGACUUUUGAUAAAUGA
Messenger RNA from Haliaeetus leucocephalus (bald eagle), 1587 nucleotides. It is a transcript of the gene FZD8, whose product is annotated as frizzled class receptor 8. Bases 1 to 936 code for a protein of 311 amino acids. The transcript is spliced from 2 exons. Lineage: Eukaryota; Metazoa; Chordata; Aves; Accipitriformes; Accipitridae. Gene Ontology annotation, biological process: canonical Wnt signaling pathway; non-canonical Wnt signaling pathway. The record is from RefSeq and is a predicted model, not a curated record. Gene Ontology annotation, molecular function: Wnt-protein binding; Wnt receptor activity. Gene Ontology annotation, cellular component: plasma membrane.